CUCAAAGUCAAAUCUAGAAAGUGGAAGCCUAAAUAUCCAGCAUUUUUCUUCAGUUUAUCUCAUAUUUUGUUCCAUAACCACCAUUUAUGGUGGUAUAAUGGCGCUGCCUUGAUCCAGGUGGUAGUAUUGCACAAGUGUAAGCCAAAGUCAUGGCGAGUUCUAACCAGAUCAACAUAGAAAUGAGAAGUUUUUUGGAGGAGGAUUUGGGACAUUCUGGCGAAAUGGAAAGCGAAAGCAAAGAUGCAAAUAAUUCAUUUCUUGCUUUUAUCGAAAAACGACAUUUGGAACGAAUUGAAGGCACAAAGACAUUCACACAGACAUGGAGGAUGAAAGAAAGAAUGAAGACAGUGAGUGUUGCUCUCGUGUUGUGUCUUAAUGUAGGAGUAGAUCCUCCAGAUGUUGUCAAGACAACACCUUGUGCCAGACUAGAGUGCUGGAUAGAUCCUUCAACAAUGAGUGCCCAGAAAGCUCUGGAAACAGUUGGAUCUUACCUCCAAAAGCAAUAUGAAAGAUGGCAGCCUCGUGCCCGCUACAAACAGAGCCUUGACCCAACCGUUGAUGAGGUGAAAAAAUUGUGUAUGUCUCUGCGUCGUAAUGCUAAGGAGGAGCGGGUAUUGUUUCACUAUAAUGGCCAUGGUGUGCCUAGACCUACCAUUAAUGGAGAAAUAUGGGUUUUCAAUAAGAGUUACACUCAGUAUAUUCCCUUGUCUGUGUACGAUCUACAGACUUGGAUGGGGUCGCCAUCUAUAUACGUGUAUGACUGUUCAAAUGCUGGUAUCAUUCUCGAGUCAUUUAAACAAUUCUCUGUGCAGCGGGAACAGGAAGCUGAGUUAUCCAAUGUUAACAGCAGGGACAGUCCCAUGAGGCAAACAUCUCAAAACAAUAAGAAUUGUAUUCAGCUCGCAGCAUGUAGCUCAUCCGAACUUCUGCCCAUGAAUCCGGAACUACCUGCUGACCUCUUCACUGCCUGUCUCACUACACCCAUAAAAAUAGCCCUCAGAUGGUAUGUCCUUCAAAACACUCAUAAGCUUGUGCCAAGUAUAACACUAGAGGAUGUUGAUAAAAUCCCCGGGCAGCUUAAUGACAGGAGAACUAUGCUAGGAGAAAUGAAUUGGAUCUUCACAGCUAUAACUGAUACUAUAGCAUGGAACACACUACCUAGAGAAUUGUUUCAAAAAUUGUUCCGUCAAGAUCUGCUGGUCGCGAGUUUGUUUCGCAACUUUUUAUUGGCUGAGAGAAUCAUGAGGUCAUACAAUUGUACUCCUACAUCGAGUCCAAAACUACCACCAACAUAUCAACAUCCAAUGUGGCAAGCAUGGGAUUUAGCCCUGGACCUUUCCCUCUGUCAACUCCCAAAAAUCAUGAAGGAAGGUGGACAAUUUCAACAUAGCAAGUUCUUUGCGGAGCAGUUGACAGCAUUUCAAGUGUGGCUAUCAUACGGAGCGGAGAGUCGGCACCCUCCAGAGCAGCUUCCAAUUGUUCUGCAGGUUCUCCUAAGCCAAGUUCAUAGACUAAGAGCUUUAGAUCUACUUGGAAGAUUCCUUGAUCUUGGACCAUGGGCAGUUAGUCUGGCUUUAUCUGUUGGGAUAUUCCCAUAUGUUUUGAAGUUGCUUCAGAGUUCUGCAAGAGAGCUACGCCCCCUAUUGGUGUUUAUCUGGGCAAAAAUUCUUGCUGUUGACAGUUCCUGUCAGGCAGAUCUGGUGAAGGACAAUGGGCACAAGUAUUUCCUGUCCGUUUUGGCAGAUCCUUAUAUGCCGGCCGAACACAGAACAAUGGCUGCUUUCGUUCUUGCAAUGAUCGUCAAUAGUUACCCAAAUGGCCAAGAGGUGGCACUACAGGGGAAUCUUAUAGCGAUAUGUCUGGAGCAAUUGAGUGAUAAAUCGGCACUUUUGAGGCAAUGGCUGGCUUUAUGUCUCGGGAAGGUGUGGACAAACUUUGAUGCUGCUAGAUGGUGUGGGGUGCGGGACACUGCCCACGAAAAGAUGUACAUUUUGUUAACAGAUCCAGUACCAGAGGUACGUGCUGCGGCUGUGUAUGCUUUGGGCACCUUCAUAGCGAACAGUACGGAAAGGAGUGACCACGCUAACAACAUUGACCACAGUGUAGGGCUAACACUCAUUAACUCCACGUAUGAUGGCAGUCCACUCGUUAGAAAGGAAUUGGUUGUAUCGCUGUCAGGUUUGGUCCACCAAUUUGAGAACCAAUUUACGUCAAUGGCUUAUCGUUUCUUGGAGGAUGAAAGACGUACGGAUGCAGAGCGUACUUUUUUACCUGCGGGAUUAACAUCUGAUACAACUAUGAAUCAGCCUGCCUUAUUGAGCCCAACAUCGUCAAUGAAACGCAGUUCUUCAAAGAGCAGUCUUAAGGGCAUAUAUGGCUCACCAUCAAGCCACACUGUCAGUCCCCUGAUGAACUACAGUAGUGGGAGUAGCAGCUAUGAUAGUCCAAAUAGUGGCGAGAAUCUACCUGUGUUUGAACGUAUGAAACGUGUCUCGUCCAGUUCAUGUAUCGCAAGUUUAGGUUCUAGCACAGGAUAUGGCAACAUCUAUGCCAAUGUAUGGAAACACUUACUUCAACUCUCAAUGGACCCCUACCCUGAAAUAGCAGACCUAGCCAAGGCUCUAAUUAACACAAUUAAAUUAAAGGCAAAUACGACUGCUAGACCCAGACAGGUUGCUAUGCAGUCUUCUUCCUCCCAAAGUGCACCCUCUAGUCCCUCAAACAGACCCCCUGCAAACAUGCAUCAUGCACAACUAUCUGGAACUCCACCCAGGGAUAUUCCAGGUAUUCUAACACGAUCAACGGAAUCUCCAGCUAGAGCAAACAAGGAAUCUGGGCCCUCUGCGCAGUAUACGACGCAAUAUACAAGAUCGAGGAAACUUUUUGAUAAGGGCCCAACCCAGGCAGCAAUUGAGGAAAAUCCCAAGGAGCACCCCCCGGAUGAGAUCGACACCCCCUCAUUGUCCAUUCGUGAUCCUCAGGUAUCCACAGAAUUCUUCCAAUGGUGCUGUAAAUAUUUUGCUCAACCAAUCAUGCGGCCUUCAGAAAAGCGUGACCCCGAAAGUGAGACUCAUCAAACUCGAGAAUGGCGAUUGUUGUGUAGCUUGAACGUUAAAGAUGACGCAAGAGACGAACAGUUGAGAGCAGGUUUUAGUCGUCUAGAUGACCAAGUUUUUAUCAAUCGUAAUUGUGCUAUCCCAACUGUGAUAAAGUUCCAUCCGUAUGAGUCGCAUCUUGCUGUCGCAGAUAGAGAAGGGGUCAGCAUAUGGGAAUGGGAGCAAGGUACAAGACUUAACUAUUUCUAUAACAAGAACCCGAAACAUACAAGGAUAACAUCUAUGGAAUACAUCAACUGUUCUGAUACACCAUACCUCCUUACUGGAACAGAUGAUGGUGCAGUAAGACUAUGGAAGACAUACUACAGUGAAACAGGGGAGAGUCCAGAGAUUGUAACAGCCUGGCAGGGUCUCUCUGACAUGUUGCCUUCCACAAGAGGCUCUGGACUAGUGACAGAUUGGGAACAGCAAACAGGAAUUUUGUUGGCAUCGGGAGAUGUGCGGAUAAUACGUGUUUGGGAUGUCAAUAAAGAACUAAAAAUAAAGGAUCUCCCAACUGGGGCAGAUAGCUGUGUUACAAGCCUGACUCAUGACACAUUUGGUCAGUCUCUGGUAGUGGCAGGUUGCGGCGAUGGGUCUGUCAGAUUGUACGACAGGAGGCUCUCUCAGAGUGAAUGCCGUGUGAUGACAUUGCGAGAACAUAGUGGCUGGGUUGUGAAAGUUCAUCUUCAACAGGGUAUUGAUGGAAAGAUUAUCAGUGGCAGCGUUGGUGGUGAUAUCCGUUUUUGGGACCCCAGGUUCACAGAGUCAGUAAAGACAAUCUCAACUUCUCAGGGCCUAACAUCAUUAGAGGUGCAUGAGUAUGCUGAUGUGCUUGCGUGCGGAAGUGUCAACCAGUACAUUAGUGUGUUCAACCAAUCAGGGGACAGUCUCAGCAAUAUCAAAUACCACGAGGGCUUCAUGGGGCAGAGAAUUGGGCCAAUCACAUGCAUGGCAUUUCACCCACAUAGGGUGAAGUUGGCUGCAGGGAGCACAGAUGCCUUUGUCUCAGUUUACAGUACACCAGACAAGAAGAGGUGACUAGACCGCAACUCUA
This is a messenger RNA of Owenia fusiformis, 4152 nucleotides long. Lineage: Eukaryota; Metazoa; Annelida; Polychaeta; Sabellida; Oweniidae. The record is from the annotation of a GenBank genome assembly.